Molecule: messenger RNA, 1854 nt
Organism: Clonostachys solani
Lineage: Eukaryota; Fungi; Ascomycota; Sordariomycetes; Hypocreales; Bionectriaceae
Source: the annotation of a GenBank genome assembly
AUGACUGAUACUAAAGACUUUGACGUUAUCCGCGUCUGUCGAUCCGAUGGGGCGGACAGUGGCCCCGGAUAUUGGCCAGUUACCACACCAGCAGCGAAUUCGAUAAAGAAAACAACAGCAGACAAAGCACCCAGAGCAAAACCACAGAUGACGAGACUUGCUGAGGAUGAUCCAAGAUUCACAGAAUGGAGAGUGAAGUUGGGGAUUCUCCUCAAGCAAGAGUUAUCCCAGAGUCCAGAUGAUGGUGUCUCCUGGUAUGUGCCAUUCCCCAAGGGAUACUGGCUCUAUGAAAAGUCGAAACAUCUUUGGGUUUCCGGAUACCCAAUCAAGACGAAGCUAUUCAAGACGCCGCAAGAGUUUGCGCUGCAUUUGAUAUGGCUGCUGUCGGCGUCAAUGGAUUAUAAGGACUGUUGCUGUGUUCAUUGCAACGUUCCUAGCCUCCCGAAGCAGGUUCCUACAUCUGAGGAGGGUUUCGCUCACAUGCCUAACGAAUCGCCCAUUAAACAAGAGCAUAUUCCUCAUAAAGUCACCCCAAUUCCUGUCCCAACAGUAGUUGGUCAACCAAUAGCAACAAAGUCAGCGUCACCGGCGCAAAGACCACAAGCCACACACAUCCAACCACCUUCUAUUCCUACUCCGUCUGUCAUCACACCCCCGACUGCAACGCCAGUCCCACCUCCCCAACUGCCUAUGGCUUCUAUACCGCCACAGGUGACACAACCAGCACCCCAGGUCCAGCCAUCUCAAUCUCAAGUCCACCCGCCUCAGGUUCAGCAGCACCAAAUCAAGCAAACACCGGUUCACCCACCCCCGAUCCCACAACCCCAGGCCCAACCAACUCAGGUCCAGCAGCAACCUCAGGCCCAGCCCUCACCUAUGGUCUGGCCUCUGAAGUCAUCGCUAUUAUUCCGUGUUGGUGAGCUCGUCUGGUAUCAGAACGGGCAAACUUGGCGUCUGGGAAUUAUUGGAGCCUUCAAUACCACUCACGGCUUCGAACUUCUAGCCAUCGGCCAUAGGCUGGUCGCUCAGCAAAAUGUCUUCAAAACCGCAAACGACAUGCGCCCAUUCCACGCAUUCAGUGUACCAGGCGUCACAAUUCAGGAUCUUAAGAGCAAGAACUAUGAUGACAUUCCCUGGGAAGCCAUGUUUGCUGCCUACCAGAAUGAUGCAAACAGGCGGGAUCUACUGAUUCUCGAUGCUUCAAAGAUGGCCGCGUCAAAAAUAGACUACUCCUUCUCACUCUGGUCGCCUAUAUCGGAAGAUCCCUCAACCAAGACCCCAGUGUACUACGGUUGCUUCUUCGGGGCCGAACGCAUCGAGAUUGGAGAUGCCCUGCGACUAAAGGCCCUGCCUGCCGAGUGGAAUAUCACGACCGACACGGCCGUCUUGGGCCUGCGCCAGAUCCUAACCAACCGGGACUAUCCCGGCGCUGUUGUCUUCCGCGGCCAUAUCUACAUACUCGUAAAGGGGGACUCGCAACUUACAAACGCCGUCCCGGAGGAGCAGCUGCCCGUUCCGCUGAGAGACGAGCUCGCGUGGCGCCAGCAGACUGGCCCGAACUCCCGCUGGCGCUGGGUGCUCGUCAAGGAAAAUGCCGCCCUCAAGGAGCAGUCCAUCCGCGGCCGCUUCUACCCCACCUAUCGCCUGAUGCCCAUCCUCAACCCCGCUGGGUUCCAACAAGCGGUCCAGCAGGGCCAGGCGGACGAGCAGAUGCCACAGCUCAACAAUCGGAUGGACGGCAUGGGCCGUUAUAUUGGAAGGAAACGCAACAGACUGGAUACACUUGGGUCCUCGAUAUCAGGGGUGCACGGCACGCGGCUAGCCGUGGAGCCUCAUGUGAAGGAAGAGGCUUAG